CUUUCACUUGCAUGUCAUUCACAUGAAUUUGUAAAUGAUGACCAAAUAGUAUAAGUAGUUGACACAGUUCCAUAGUUGCUUUAAAGCAUAUUAUAAUCAUACACACAUACUAAGCCUUACAAGAGUAACAAACAAACAAACAAACAAACAAACAAACUUUCUCCAACCUGCCAUACCCCACAUUACUCAGCCAUUAGUUUUCUCAUUCAGUUUAUUCCUUCAUUACCUGGACUGGUUCAGAAUUUGAAAUUUAUAAGUUCGAAAUUCGGUCUUUCAAAUAAUGAGUAUCGAAUACUAGAUACAAAAUAAAAAAAUCUAAGAGUACUGUUGUCACUACUCCCUCAUCACCACCACAAACCAGAGGAAAAAAAUAUAAGCUACCAUUUAUAAUCAAUGGCUUCUCACUAAAGUUCCUCAAACUUCCAUUCUUUUUUUUAAACACAUUAUCAUUUUCCAACUUCCUUCAUUUCUCUAAUUAUAAGCCAUGUCCUUAAACUAUUUUUCCUUCUUCUUGUUUACAGUUGUUUACAUCACCAAUCUAACUGUAAUACCUGCCUUUCCGGUUAUACCCGAACCCGACCCGACUGAACCCAAUCCCCACUCAUUCCCCCCAGCCCCUUCAUUGCCAGCAACAAUCCCUGCUUUCCCAGAACAAUCAAACUUCGACAGCUGUUCUCUAGACAUACCAGAAGACCUUUACAAAGGGAUAAAAUCAUCCUGCAGGUCCAAUGAUCAUUCGGGUCAAAUAAACCCGACUAGUUGCUGCCCGGUUCUCGCAGCAUGGCUCUAUGCAGCCUACUCGAGAACCGCGCUUCACAGAGCCAUUGCAAAGUUCCCACAACACUCAAUGUCUGUUGAAAUGCCUGUGCUCCCUGAUGAUUCAGAGACUUGUGUGGAUUCUUUUGGAAAGGCUUUGGAAAACAGGGGAAUUGAGUUGGUGAAGCCAAAUGAGACUUGUGAUGUGGUUUACUGUUACUGUGGUAUUAGGCUGCAUCCACUUAGCUGUCCGGAGAAAUUCACGUUGAAUUCGAGUGGAGAAAUUGUUGGUGGUGAGAGUGUGAAGAGAUUAGAGAGAGAUUGUUUUAGCAGUAAUGGAUAUGCUGGUAUUGCUGGUUGCUCCAAAUGCUUGAACACUCUUUAUAUGCUCAGUGACAGCAGAUUGGAAGAUACAAGCAUAACAAAUGAUAGAAGUAGCAAAGUGCGGAGCAUGGGUUGCCAAAUGAUGGGCUUAACUUGGCUUCUCAACAAAAAUACAUCUGGUUACAUUCAUACAGUUUCUGCUGUUUUAAGGGCUCUAAUGAUGAGUGAAGACGGUUCGAAUCCUCAGUCAUGCACACUUAACAGUGACGGCUUGCCACUUGCAGUCGACUCCUCAGAGAUCAACGAUCAAUCUUCUGCAACUUCUCUUCAGGCAUCGGUUUAUUGUUACCUCCUACUUUUUGUUUUGGCAUACAUAAACUUCACUGCAUAACUCUUUUCAAAAUUUUGCUGUAGUUAAUCUCCAAAAAGACUUGUUCUUGUGUACUUGCUGAUUAAAAUGUCACCUAGAGUAAAUACAUUCCUCUGUAUUCAUUGAUUCAGGUUCGUGAAAUUGUAAUUACUUUGGUUGUGUGAAACUGUUAGAAAAAUGAAUGGAGCCUCCAUUUGUAAGA
Messenger RNA from Solanum pennellii, 1652 nucleotides. RefSeq lists its product as uncharacterized. The record is from RefSeq and is a predicted model, not a curated record. Bases 485 to 1471 code for a protein of 328 amino acids. Lineage: Eukaryota; Viridiplantae; Streptophyta; Magnoliopsida; Solanales; Solanaceae. The transcript has 2 exons.